AUGAGUGGGGGAGCGGAGCAAGCUGACAUCCUAAGCGUGCUCUCCCUGGUCAAGGAACGAUGGAAAGUGGUAAAGAAGAUUGGGGGUGGAGGGUUUGGCGAGAUCUACGAGGCGCUGGACCUGCUGACGCGGGUCAGCGUGGCGCUGAAGGUGGAGUCGGCCCAGCAGCCCAAACAGGUGCUCAAGAUGGAGGUCGCCGUGCUCAAGAAGCUCCAGGGUAAAGACCACGUGUGUCGCUUUGUGGGAUGUGGCCGCAAUGACCGCUUUAACUACGUGGUGAUGGAGCUGCAGGGUCGUAAUCUGGCUGACCUGAGGAGGAGUAUGACCCGGGGUACGUUCAGCAUCAGCACCACCCUGCGUCUGGGUCGCCAGAUCCUGGAGGCCAUAGAGAGCAUCCACUCUGUCGGCUUCCUGCAUCGUGACAUCAAACCGUCUAAUUUCGCCAUGGGUCGCUUCCCCAGUACCUGUCGUACGUGCUACAUGCUGGACUUUGGUUUAGCUCGCCAGUUCACCAACUCAUCCCAGGAGGUCCGACCACCCCGCACAGUGGCAGGGUUCAGGGGAACGGUCCGCUAUGCGUCUGUCAAUGCUCACAAGAAUAAGGAGAUGGGUCGUCAUGAUGACCUGUGGUCCCUCUUCUACAUGCUGGUGGAGUUUCUGGUCGGUCAGUUGCCAUGGAGGAAGAUCAAGGACAAAGAACACGUGGGGAAGCUGAAGGAGACUUACGACCAUCGUCUGAUGCUCAAACAUCUGCCGGCAGAGUUCGGGGUGUUUUUGGAACACAUCUCCAGCCUGGACUAUUUCACCAAGCCUGACUACCAGCUGCUGAUGUCAGUGUUUGACAACAGUAUGAAAACCUACAAUGUUGUGGAGAACGACCCCUAUGACUGGGAGCGGACCGGCACCGAUGGCACCUUGACCAUCAGCGCCAGUGCCACAACACCACAACAUCACACCCGCCUCACCCCGGCACACAUGGGCAUGGCGAACGCCUCCCUGAUACCUGGCGACCUGAUGAGGGAAAACACGGAUGAGGUUUUGCAGGAUGAGCAGCUCAGCGACGUGGAGAACAACCCUGCUCCUGAGCGCCUGCCUGGCUCUCCCCUCCACCCACACCGCAACCAGGAGGCUGAUGUCUGGGAGGAGCUGGACCGUAACCGUAACCGCAUCAGGGCCGCGGUCUGGAAGGCGGCGACGGAGGAGGAACACAGCAACAACCAGGGCAACCAAGGACACCAGAGCCCCUACCCUGGGCCAAGUCUGGGUUCCCCAGUCAAACUACACUCCGAGGUGAUGGCUUCAGACCGUGACGGCCCUCUGCUGAGAAAGCUCCGCAACAUCCACAGCUUUGAGCUGGAGAGGAGGCUUGGCCUGGAGUCCAAGCCCAGUCCCGAGCGCUUCCUGGAGGCCUGCUCAACAAAGCAGCAGCCUGGAACCCCACAGCAGGAGAAGGAGACUAACGGAGCUGCAAUCAUCCCAGUAACUCAGGGUCAAACUGUACCUGCCAGGGAGCGUCCCGAUAGGGUCUGGCACUAUGAUGAGGAGUUCCUGUCUGGUGGUGGUUCUCCUAAGCCAGCAUCCCCUGGAUCUCUGGAGCAGGGAGAGGGGGCAGCCAGCAGCGGGGGCUUCGUGGCCCUCAAUUUGAGCUCUGGGAGGCAGGAGAUUGACUCAAGGGAAUGGGUAAUGGUGGAGCGGCCCACUGGUUCCCCAGGAGCCAAGGCUACCGCGAGCCCUUCAGAGGAGGAUGAGGAGCCGGAGGUGCUCCAGCCGGGGGAACAGUCUCCUGGAUGGGAAAAGGGUAGCCCGAGCCCAAGCUCUGGCAAAGCUAAACAAGAGAGCAUGUCUUCCUCCAAGGGAAGUGCAAAAGUGGACAAGUUGGAGCUUAGCGUGGGCCAUGUAGGGGCUCUGCCCCCCGUCACGCCAACCAGCCCAGCGGAAGCUCUGGCUGAAGGAGUUCUCACUCAGCUCCCCACCUCUCCUCCGUCCCUGCCCGAGGAAGUCGCGGUCCGGACAUCCAGCCCCAUCCCUCUUCGCUCUCCCAGCCCUCACACCCUCCUGACCACCUUGUCGGACCCGCUGCACCAGCGCCAGCCGCCGGGCAUGAGGCGCAGCCAGUCUGCCGACCAGCAGCAGCAGCAGGGGCGCCCCUCCUCUUCCUCCUCCUGCCAUGCCUCCCUUCCACUACCACCAAACCCUGCCCCCGGCACCCGCUCGCCCAGUCGUAGGAAACUGCCUGCCAUCCCAGCGGGUGCUGCCAACGCCAAGUUUCCCUCUGUCAUACGCAUCACACGUGCCCAGCUUCAGCAGUUGACAGCUCAGCGUCCCUCUGGGCUGUCCUCCCAGUCAGGAUCAGACAGUGCUCCACAGUGCCUCCUGCUGGAGAGGCGUGGUGAAGUUGAAGCUGAGAUUCAGCAGGUCCAGGAGCAAACAGUGGACAUCACCUCCCCACAGGACCAUGUGCCCACCCAUCCAGGGACUCCUACAGACCCCCUGGCAGAAACGUUGGUCAAUGGAGACAACCACACCAAAGCUCAAAGCCCUGUGCCAAGCCGCGUUUCCUCCCCGCGCUCACCCCGUUCUCCAUGUUCGCCUCCUCCGCGCACACCCUCCUCUCCACGCUCCCCCCGCUCACCUCGCUCCCCUCGCAGUCCUGUUCUGGUCAAUGGCCACUUCAUCCCCCAUGUUACUGGCCAAAGGGAUUUAAGUAAUGGAUCUUUCCCUAAGCUGAAAGACCCUGAAAAUGAUUCUGGCCCGGCUCCAUGUGUCACAGAGCCUCAGCUAAGAGGUGAGAGUGGAAAGGUGAACCAGGCCCCAGAUGAGACUAGCGGCCCAGUCUCCUCCUCCCCGGCUGCCCCCCGAAAGGACCCCAGUCGCAGGCAAAGUCGCAUUCCAGUCCUGGAGCCCUCCAGCCUGCUGGAGCUCCCACCUCCUGGGUCUGCCAAGGAGAAACUCCUGCAGAAGAAAGCCAGCCACCACGGUCUGGUCCCUUCUCCCACUGCCUCCCCGUCCCUCUCCGAUAGGCGUGGCCCAAUGGUGGCCUCCCUUGCAAGGGACCCGCUGUCCUCCACCUCUGACCGCUCCCAGGAUGAGGACUCUCUUAUGGGCUCCCGUUCUGACCGCCAGGGAGAUGAUGCUCCAUCCCUUUCCUCCUCCUCCAGCCCUCUGUCCCGCAAGAGUAAGAUCCCCCGUCCUGUUCAUUCAGCCUCUUCUGCUGAGCAGCUGGCUGCCCAAUUCCUGCCACGCCCACCCCCUGGAAAGCCACCUUGCCGCCCCACAGUGGAGGGCAGGCUCAGGCGUUACCGCAUCCGAGCUGGCAGCACCAGCGACUCGGACCUCCUGACAUGCCUUGCUCAGCUGAUGCAUGGUUCCCGUGGCUCCCCGCUUCACCACCGCUCCUCGGCCCAGCACGGGGGCUCCAGGAUGGGCGUCUGCAGCCUGACGAGCUCUCCUCACCACCACCGCAGCUCUAGCGCCUCGCCACGCAGCUCCUCCUCCCUGCAGCGGUCCGUCAGCUCCUCGCCCUCCCGCCACGAGCACCGUGGCAGUGGUGGAGGGGGCUGCCUGGGCCGCAGCCGCUCACCACCUAGCUUCUCUGGCUCCCCACCCCUCCGCCGCUUCUACCCCCACCACCAGGAGACUUGCUGCAGCCGCCAGGCACGCACAGGCCCCUUCCACCUGUCCAGGGGAAAAGGCUGCAGCCGUGAGGGCAAGUGCUCCAGCAAGCUGAGCAGAUAGUUGCCCAACA
This is a messenger RNA of Toxotes jaculatrix (banded archerfish), 3745 nucleotides long. It is a transcript of the gene ttbk2a, whose product is annotated as tau tubulin kinase 2a. Lineage: Eukaryota; Metazoa; Chordata; Actinopteri; Toxotidae. Gene Ontology annotation, molecular function: protein serine/threonine kinase activity; ATP binding. The record is from RefSeq and is a predicted model, not a curated record. The coding region runs from base 1 to 3735 and encodes 1244 amino acids. The transcript is spliced from 15 exons. Gene Ontology annotation, cellular component: ciliary basal body; cytoplasm; ciliary transition zone. Gene Ontology annotation, biological process: peptidyl-serine phosphorylation; cilium assembly; signal transduction.